This is a messenger RNA of Lemur catta (Ring-tailed lemur), 834 nucleotides long. RefSeq names its product transmembrane protein 167A (gene TMEM167A). The transcript is spliced from 4 exons. The coding region runs from base 175 to 393 and encodes 72 amino acids. Gene Ontology annotation, biological process: intracellular transport; protein secretion. NCBI's taxonomy places the organism in Eukaryota, Metazoa, Chordata, Mammalia, Primates, Lemuridae. The record is from RefSeq and is a predicted model, not a curated record.
CUUUUCCGGCAGAGAGGAGCCUAUCCUAGCGGCUGAGUCGCGCGGCUCGGGAGGCGGUGCCGUGGCGAGCCCAACCGGACGGGAGGAGAGGGCGAGAAGAGCAGGCGGCGUGUGCACGCCUCUUCCGCCCUGGGCCCGGAAGGGUGAUGUGGCUGGGGCAUCGCCGGCCUCACUAUGUCUGCUAUUUUCAAUUUUCAGAGUCUGUUGACUGUAAUCCUGCUGCUUAUAUGUACCUGUGCUUAUAUCCGAUCCUUGGCACCCAGCGUCCUGGACAGAAAUAAAACUGGACUGUUGGGUAUAUUUUGGAAGUGUGCCAGAAUUGGUGAACGAAAAAGUCCUUAUGUUGCAGUAUGCUGUAUAGUGAUGGCCUUCAGCAUCCUCUUCAUGCAGUAGCUUGGAAAAAUGCCAGAAUUUAAUUGCCAUCAGAUUUCAGUGUGAACAAGGACUUAUCUGCAAAAAAUAAUGGAAAGAACAGUUAACCCUUUAUCUCCAAACAUGGAAUGAGAUAAAUUUCCAGAUGCUGUUCUCUAUUUUUGUGUUAUUGGACCAAUGUUCUAUAUAAAUGAUUAAGAUGUAACCAUUUAAUACUCAGAGAAUUUAAUAGUCUGUAACAAUCAACCUCAGUACUGUCAUGAUAAUAUUAUAUUCUGCAAAUGUCAUUCUUUGUGUCAGACACCAAUUUUUAGUGAGAUAUCUCUAAGACACACAGUAGAAAAGAAAAUAGUAAAUUACUCAAGUUCCUUUCACUAUGAUUUGGAAAUGAUAAAUCUUUAUAGAAUUAGACCUUUUUGUACUAAUGUUUUUAUUGAGAAAAAAAUGAUUCAAUUUGUGUUG